Toxotes jaculatrix (banded archerfish) is the source of this 5787-nucleotide messenger RNA. It is a transcript of the gene raver2, whose product is annotated as ribonucleoprotein, PTB-binding 2. Bases 280 to 2934 code for a protein of 884 amino acids. NCBI's taxonomy places the organism in Eukaryota, Metazoa, Chordata, Actinopteri, Toxotidae. The record is from RefSeq and is a predicted model, not a curated record. Gene Ontology annotation, molecular function: mRNA binding. The transcript is spliced from 17 exons. Gene Ontology annotation, cellular component: cytosol.
UUGGUCUGUCGCAUGAAGCACGGCGAGUUUCUAAUCUUUUGAAAAAGAUCUAUCUUGCGUUGAUUCAACCCGGACAGGUCGUCCUUUUUUUUUUUAAAAAAAAAAGAAUGUUUAGUUACUUUUUAAAACUCGGCGCACAGGGGCUUCUCAACACACAACGCUAACUAACAUCAUCCUGUGUGCAUUUGUUGUGGUCGGCAUGUGAGCAAACAAUUUACCUAUUUGCACUCCCAGGAAACAGGAGCAGGACCACACCAUUGGAGUCCUGUGUCUGGGCUGAUGAUUCUACCCAAGAUGGCGGCAGCCUCAUCCAUCCAGCCGCCGAGCGUUCACUCUUCUUUAGCCCGGGAGAGCGCACUUUCCCCGGACAUGGACAGCCCCGAGAGCCGGCAGCCAGAGGAUGAAGAGGCGGCGGCAGCGCAGCCCUCCGAGCCGGGGAUUAGCCUCCGCGACCUGCCGGACCUGGAGCCGGAGGAGAUCGAGAGGAGGCUGGCCAAAACUCGCCAGGAGCUGAGCAACAGGAGGAAAAUCCUCAUUAAGAACCUGCCGCCUGAUACAACUAACCAGGAAGUCCAUGAAAUUCUGAAAGAAUAUGAACUGAAGUACUGCUUUGUGGACCGCAACAAAGGCACAGCCUUUGUGACUUUGCUGAACGGGGACCAGGCUCAGGAUGCCAUCCGCUCCCUCCAUCACAGCACUAUCCGGGGACGCUUGAUCAACGUCACCCUGCAGCCCACCGACUCCCUGCUCUGCCUCACCAACCUGCCCCACACCUUCACUGCCCAGCAGUUUGAGGAGCUGGUGCGCUCCUAUGGAAACAUUGAGCGCUCCUUCUUGGUGUACAGCGAGCUGACGGGCCACUCCAAAGGAUAUGGGUUUGUUGAAUACAUGAAGAAGGACUCUGCUUCGCGGGCCCGCUCUGAGCUGCUGGGCCGACCACUGGGCGAUCGCUCACUGAUGGUGCAGUGGAUGGACGUCAACCAGCUGAGCCAGGAGGAGAACCUGCACUCUAAGUGUCUGUGUGUGGACCGACUGCCGCUGGAUCUCUGUGACUCUGAAGAACUGACCCAGCUCUUCUCUGAAACCUACAAGCCUGUCUUCUGCCAGCUUGCUCAGGAUGAGGGAAGCCCAGUCCGGGGCUUCGGUGUGGUGGAGUAUGAGAGCGCAGAGCAGGCAGAGGCUGUGCUGAUAGAGAUGGACCGAACACUGGUGGGAGGACAGGAGGUCCGUCUGUCACUCUGUACCCCUGGCACCUCAGGGAGAAGCACCCUGGCAGCGCUCAUCGCCGCCCAGGGUAUGAUUCUGAGCAAUAGGAAAGGUUUGCUACCAGAACCAAACCUGGCCCAGUUGUUGACCAGUAUGACCAACCCUGCUGCCCUGCAGAUCCUCAUGAGACCGUACCACUCUGGGAAGAGAGGAGGGAAGUACGGGCGUCACGCCAGCCUGCCGUUCCUCAGACCUCCUCUCACCACGGCUCUGCUCACACUGGGAAAAGCACACCAGAGUGCUAUGCUUGGCAAUGGACUGGUCCUCCAGAACCUUUUACAUAUGCAGCUCGCACAGCAACAGCUUCUUCACAUCAAAGACAAACGCAUCAGUAAUGUCUCUAGUCUGCUCGGGGACCCGUCCAGGCUGCUGAUGCAGAAAGCUUUGUCUCUGCGGCCUCCAGGCCUCGUGCCGCUGGGGAAAGGCCUCCUGGGAGACUCCCCUACAGAGUUGGGCCAGGAGUCAGUGCCAGCAUCUACCCACAAUGCCACAGUGGUGGUAUCAGCACCAGGUGUGAUGCCGUACCUUCAGGGUCGAGCUGGAGAACAAAUCAACACCCAUUCUAUCUCCACAACCCCUUCUGCUUCCUCCUCCUCUUCCUCCUCUUCUUCCUCCUCCUCCACCUCCUGUGACAGACAGCCUGCUCCUCCUGGGACGAUGGUGAGCUCCCAGCUGCAGGGACAGAGCUAUUCCUUGGGCAUAAGUAACUCAGGCCUUGGUCCACCUCCACCUAAACCCCCUGGAGGAGUUUAUACAUCAACAGGCCAGCACAGCAGUGCAGAUGGCUGCCCCCUGGCUAGCAUGGUAAGCAGUGGUCAGAGUUCUCUGUUGGGUGAUCCUCCUAAAGAGGUCAGACUGCCCUCUAAUCCUUACCUGAACCUGGCCAGUGUAAUGCCAGGGGUGGUUCUGCAAGGGUCAGUGGGGAGUAAAGCCCAGGGAGGACAGCCUGGCUCUGGGGUGUAUAGCAGCUCUGUUGCUCCUGUGGUCUCCCAGGGCUCUGGCUCCUUCUCCCACAGCGCUGCAGCUACAACAACUGCUCCAUACAGCACUGAUACCUCCACUGACUACAGCCAAUACAACCAGGCCUACACACAGGAGGCCAUGCAGCAGUGGUAUCAGCACUACCAAGCAGCACAAGCUCACAGCUACAGCACUGCCGCUCCACAGGAUGGCUCCGCCACAGACUACAGCAAGGAGCACACACAGGCUCCACCAGUGUCCUCCUAUGGCGAUUACAGUUCCUACAUGCAAGCGGUCUCUCAGUACUACUCCCAACCUGCAACAGCCAGCCAGGCUUACGCCAGCAAGGAGGUAGAUGUGUGUAAGCCUCUAGGAGUCUCUCUGCAUGCAGUCAGUAACGGCGCGGCUCCUCCACCUGCCGUCUUACCAGCUGCUGCUGUGCUCCCAGCCUACAGCACCCUGCCAUUAAUGCCUGGCUUCCUCGGGGCGCCACACCCGGCGGCAGCCACUCCAAGCACUGUCACACACACACACACUGCCGCCACGGACUGGAACACCUACUACUAUAACCAGACUAGGGGCCAUAAAAGGGAGUAUCCUCAGUUGGCGGUGCAGGAAGUGACAUCAUCAGAUGGUGCCUACAUCGGGCAGCACUCCCAGGGCCUGGGAGGUCAGUACGCCGACUACUUUAAGAGGAAGAGGCUCUAGUAUGAACCAAACCACCUUAAAGCCUAAAGCUUAUGGAGGGAGGCACAAACAGCAUCUGCUGAAUGUCACAGCUCCCUCUAGUGGCCUUUCUGUGGCUGCCAUUUUGCAUCCCUACAGUAGGUAUUGAGUUUAAUAGAAUUAGGGUUGCAAAUGGCUCAAGUUAAAGCAAGCCAUAGUGCUCUUUGAUCCUGGCACUUAUGUACACACUCACAGACACACACAUGCACAUACACACAUGUACUCAUACUUAACCACAAACAUGGUGUUGCUUUUGUCCUGUUCAAGCCUUAACUUUUAAGCUAUUGUUUCUCAGUCAGUGUCAACUGUACCUAACUAAUAUUAACUUGUAAUUUUUUUCUAAUAUAAUGUAAACUAAAGUAUAUUGUAUCUGUAUGUAUAAGCUGCUUUUGUAUUUCCAGCCAGGUGACCUGUCUGUCUGCUGAAACUUAGGACUGGUCUGACAGUCAGAUCUUUUCUUCUGUGUCUCCUUUUUCAAAAGACAAAAUGGUGUUGCACACUCAUGCUUUGAUUUGUCAGUUGAACUGACAUCUGUUUGUUCCUGCUUCAGUGUCUUUUCUCUUUUUGGUUUAUUGCCCGGGUUCUUCUUUUAUAUCUCCCCGCGGAGGAUUAGAGUGUGUGUGUGUGUGUGUGUGUGUGUGUGUGUGUGUGUGUGUGUGUGUGUGUGUGUGUGUGUAUAUGUGUGUGUGUGUGUGUGUGUGUAUAUAUGUGUGUGUGUGUGUGUGUGUGUGUGUGUGUUUGCUUGCUUGCUUGCUGAUAUGCUGUAUCUGUAGGAAGUGUCAGCCAUUUCAAUCCCAAGGAUGGGAGCACAUCAGGAAAAAAAAAAGGGCCUGAACAAAUCAAAGCCCUUAAAUGUGGUGACUUACAGAAGCUUCCCUCAAUGGAUGGACCUUUCUUAUAAAGACUGGACAGAAAAUAAAAGGCUUGUGUAUAUACAGUGUGUAAUACAGAAUAUAUAAAGCCAUGCGUAACAGACAAUAUCCAAUAUAAUGGACAUUUCCCAUCUCUUUUCUUAGUGUAUUGUACUACAUGAAUGAAAGGAAAAUAUUUACUUACUACUUUUUUUUCCAAUCUAUACUGUUAUAUAUUUGUAAUAUAAUAUAAUAAUCCGAGGCAAUUCAAGGCGUUUUAUUGACAUUGAAUCAACUGGUUGACUUAAAUGUAGUUAUUUGGUUUGGUUUUUAACAUUUAAGCCAAAUAUUAUUGCACACCCCUCUCCUGUCUUCUUCUCUCCUCUUCUCCUUCUAUUCUAGGUAGUGUUUCAGGAAGAGCUUUUUGUUCUGUAACAGGAGCUUAACUUCCAUUUUCAGCUGCCAUUAGGACAUAAAGGUCUCUGACUGUAUAUGUGUCCCAAGUCCAUACUACAUACUCAAGUCAAGCAUGUUUUGAGUAUGUAGUGUUUUCGCACUGCAAAAGUCACAAACAAAAGCAUGGUCAAAUAGGAGGUAACACACAUUUUUCCAAGAGCAUCUCAGAAAGAAAGCUUUACAUUUUGUGAAAGCAUUUAGCUUAAUUGAUAGUAGUAUUCCAAAGUCACAGUUUGAUGGCAUUUACACACGUAUUGCAUAAUUUCUUGUUGUUAUAAAAUGGUUGAUUUGUUGUAUACAAAUUGCGAAAAGCAGUACUCUAUAAAGAUUACUGUAGUUUAUACAGUGUAACAUUAGUAUGUAGUGUGGGAUUGGGACACAGUCUGGAUCAUUUCAGGAAUUUCAGAAUCAGACUUUUUAUCAUGUUACAUCACCGGAUGCUCCUACAGUGUAAGAUGCCUCUGUGCAUGUGUUUUUCAAGGGCACUGGUAGAAUAUCCAUAUCUUAUAGGUUUUUAGGGCAAAAAACAAACUAUUAAUAGUUUUUUUUUUUCCAUUGGAUUUUACAGAGGAUCAGGAAAAAAAACAUCUUAAUAUUAUUGUUUGCAGAAAACAUGUAUGUCUUUUGUUUUUAACUAUUUUGGCUGUUUUUCCAAUCCCAUUUUUACUACUGCCGUUAUUAAUGGUAGUGCGCAGGCUGUGAGCUGAAAUAUCCUUCAUGUCCAGAAGGAUUGUUUGAUGCUCAUUACCAUGGAGAGGGCUUGGUGUUUUAAAAUUAUAGUUUGGACAUUUGGUUUGCAAUGUGUACAUGCCUCUUGUCUAAUGAAAUGGCAAUAACUAAGGCUCCUACUACUGUAGAAAGUUGAAUGUAAAAUGUUUAUUUCAUAGUGUAAAGGUUUUGCCAUUCAUGCAGCAUUAUAUUCUCCUGCUUAACAGUAAUGGCUCAUACCUGUGUUUGGUAAAAGCGUUUUAUUUAUCGUCUUUUGCCCAUAAUUAUCUGAAUAUAUAUCACGGUAGCACAUAGUGCUACAGUGUACUACUCGCAUCACCAUGGCAACCAUGCUCACACACUGUGAAAACCAAAAGCAAGUGAGAUCAGAUAAAGAGCACACAUCACUGGGACAAUCGCUCGUUGUAAACAGGAUGUACAUGUUUGCGAGAGUUGAGUAUCAGUGGUUAUGUAGGAGUGGCGGUGUGCUCUUAUUAAAUACUGAUAAAAUGGCUUAACAAAAGGCAAUACUCCUUUGCUGUCUGUCCAUCCAGUUACAUGUUUUCUAACUCGCUCUCACUCUGAUGUGUUUCAUGGUCUCACGCUUCCAGCUUUUACUUUGUAGAAAUCCAUAUUUAACAUGUACAUUAACUGUAACACAUAUUGAAGCAUGGAUCCAUGAAAAAAUGUAUGGAGGAUUUUGACAAUGCAAAGAAAAAAGGUGGGGAGCUAUAAAACGCUAAAGAAAAAAAGUGACAACAUUUUAAAUUUGCACAAAUACAGGUAGAAAGAGGAAUGAUGAUCUAAGCCUUUUGUGUCA